This is a messenger RNA of Microthlaspi erraticum, 699 nucleotides long. The record is from the annotation of a GenBank genome assembly. NCBI's taxonomy places the organism in Eukaryota, Viridiplantae, Streptophyta, Magnoliopsida, Brassicales, Brassicaceae.
AUGGACGCCGUCUUCCACGCUAGUCCUCUCUCCAUCACGCGCUUAGGCGCAUCAUCCUCUUCUUCUCCGUCUCUACUUCCGUCGAGAUUAUUCGCCGUCCAGCUCGGCCACCAAUUCACUUUCUCUCUCAUCUUCCCUUCCAAAUCCCGAAGUCCUUCAGCUUCUUCCGCCACGUUGACGGCGAAAUCCUCUUCGCCAAGAAGCGGAGUGUACACUGUUGGUGAGUUCAUGACGAAGAAGGAGGACUUGCACGUGGUGAAACCUACGACUACUGUGGACGAAGCUCUGGAAAUCCUUGUGGAGAACAGAAUCACAGGAUUUCCUGUGAUAGACGAAGACUGGAAAUUGGUUGGGCUUGUUUCGGAUUAUGACUUGUUGGCUUUGGACUCCAUAUCUGGUAGUGGAAGAACAGAAAAUUCCAUGUUCCCUGAGGUUGACAGCACCUGGAAAACUUUCAACGCAGUGCAAAGGCUACUCAGCAAAACCAAUGGGAAGCUUGUUGGAGACCUAAUGACACCAGCUCCAGUAGUUGUUGAGGAAAAUACAAACCUAGAAGAUGCUGCUAAAAUAUUACUGGAGACAAAAUAUCGGCGGCUCCCUGUGGUAGAUUCCGAUGGCAAAUUGGUUGGUAUUAUCACAAGAGGAAACGUGGUUAGAGCUGCGCUUCAAAUAAAACGCACUGGUGAUUGGAAUGCUUGA